This is a messenger RNA of Protobothrops mucrosquamatus (brown spotted pit viper), 1384 nucleotides long. Its product is annotated as protein FAM227A. The record is from RefSeq and is a predicted model, not a curated record. The annotation marks the transcript as partial. The transcript has 11 exons. NCBI's taxonomy places the organism in Eukaryota, Metazoa, Chordata, Lepidosauria, Squamata, Viperidae.
AUGAUCACAGAAAAGAAUAAACUUGUAGAGCUGUAUCAUUACCCAGGAUAUCAUGAAGAGGAAAUGACACCACUGCCCAAUGGAAUAGAGCUGAAUGAAAUUUUGGAGAAAGUGAUUCGUGCUCAGAGUAAAACUGUAGUUGGGAAGACGAAGUGGGCUGUGAAAAUGCUGCACAGGUUUUUUGAUGUUCCAAGCACCCGAGCUGUUUUGCUGGAUAGUUUCUGGUGGCAAUUCCUGCACUUAUAUCAUCCAAAUCGAGAAAUUCAGGGGCACUUGUUUGAACGCAUUGCAGAAAAUUAUGCCAGCAUUCUAUUAGGCAAUCACAGGGUUUCAAACCAGGAAUGCAUCCUCAAGUUUUUUCCAUCACUAUUGAGUCAAGCUGUGUACAUCUGCUUCUGCUCCUGUUUCCCGAGGUCCUGGUUUAAUACCUCUGAAUUCAAAGCCCAACUUUGUGAUGUAUUCUUCGAGUGGCUGGGAGGUACACUGCAUGAACCAAGAAGUUUCAAUAAAUGGGAUUACUCCCAGCUGGAACCAGAACGAUCAAGGAGAGAAGAUUUGAUGUCAAGAAAGAAAAAAAUAGGGACUGGCACUGGUAUUUCGUUUGAGAGCUACAAGCAAUACAGUUCAAUAGGAAAAACUCAUAUGCAAAUUCAGAAGAUCCCAGCAAGGAAAACAUUUAACAUAUCUGUUAAAAAAUCCAAGAAAACUGUAUCUGGGAAAAAAUAUCAAAAGCAGCUUUCCAAAGAAGUUACCACAUUGGAAAGUGAAGAAAUAAAGCAUACCACAUCAAGUAGUGACCAGCUUAAAGAGGAUAAUGAGAAAGCUGCCUGGAGCAGACACCAGAACUUACCCAAAAAGAAACUGAAGAUAGCUAUGCUUCCUCGAGAGUCACACCCAGCUUGCUAUGGUCCCGAGUUGACGUGGCAUCGCUUCAAUAUUAGUGGUCACAGUCCACUAAUUCAACAUUACUUCCAGAAACAUGGUACUGAAUCAAAAUCAGGAUGUGACAUCUUUCUCUCUAGGAGGGAGAUAUACAAACCAAUGCCUGAUUCUGUCAAAACAUAUGCAGAAGUGAUCAAGGAAAGUUUUCAUAUCCUCCAUCAGAAGCACAAAGCCUUCAGAAAAUGUUAUUGGCAACAAUACAGAGAAAUGAGGAAUUUUGAUGAACAGAACAAAUGUAACCAGGAACUUUACAGACAAGCUAUAAAAGAAGAGAUGAAAAAGAGAAAGGCACAAAAACAAAAAGAAUUGCUUUCUUUGAGGGAUGCAGAACCUUCAUCCCUGUUUUCAAAAGAUUCAUCUGGGAAACACCGUAGUUAACCUAGAUCUCUCCUUCUGAACUGACAUUGAUUGAGUUCACUGGAAGCAUGUUACAGAAUGACAA